This is a messenger RNA of Zea mays, 1674 nucleotides long. Its product is annotated as peroxidase 57. Bases 281 to 1366 code for a protein of 361 amino acids. Gene Ontology annotation, biological process: response to oxidative stress; hydrogen peroxide catabolic process. The transcript has 4 exons. Gene Ontology annotation, molecular function: heme binding; peroxidase activity. NCBI's taxonomy places the organism in Eukaryota, Viridiplantae, Streptophyta, Magnoliopsida, Poales, Poaceae. The record is from RefSeq and is a predicted model, not a curated record.
GCCAGCCAGCCGCACGGCUCUCCGCGCAUCCCACUGACUGGUGAUUGCGUGCUCUGCCCACUGGUCGGUCCGCGCGCGAUCUCUAGGCCAGCAUCUUUCUCUCUGUCAGGAUGCUCUGUAGUCCACCGCCAUUAUAUUCCGUGUGUGGCUUCAUCUUCAUCAUCACAGAGACGUACGAGGCGGAGGAGAUUGGAAAUCGGAAGGGAAACAGGAGAGGGUACCUCGCCCACCACCACCAAUCUCCCUGGUCGAACAGGCGAGAGCAGUGUGGCUGCUGCACAUGCACUGUGCUGUGCUGUGCUGGUCAUCAAUCACCAAGUACUCCAGCAGCAGCGGCGGCGGCCGUAUUAUAGCCACCACCACCGACCGACCGAUCGGUCGCCCGGAGAUGCAGCCGGCCUGCUCCGCCGCGCUGCUCGCCGCCUUCCUCGUCGUGCUGGCUUGUUCAGCCGUGAGCUGCCGCGGUCAGCUGGCCGACAACUUCUACGCCGGCAAGUGCGGCAACUUCAGCGUGGAGGCCAUCAUCCACGACGCCGUCAAGGCGCGGCUCGCGUGGGACAAGAGGAUGGUCGCCGGCCUCCUCCACCUGCAGUUCCACGACUGCUUCGUCGCUGGGUGCGACGCGUCGAUCCUGCUGGACGGGCCCAACACGGAGAAGACGGCGGUGGAGAACAGUGGCAUCUUCGGCUACGACUUCAUCGACGACGUCAAGACGGCGCUCGAGAGGGCGUGCCCCGGCGUCGUCUCUUGCGCAGACAUCAUCAUCGCCGCAACAAGGGACGCCGUUGGCAUGUGCGGAGGGCCGAGCUACCAAGUGCAACUGGGCAGGAGGGACGGCAUGGUGUCGCAAGCGUCAAUGGCGAGCAUUCUUCCGGGCCCCGGCGUCGACAUCCCCACCGCUAUCAACCUAUUCGCGCGGAAGGGCCUCAACAGCUUCGAGAUGGUCAGCCUCAUGGGCGCGCACACGGUGGGGGUGACACACUGCUCCGUGAUCCACGACCGGCUGUUCAACUUCAACGGCACCGGCUUGCCGGACCCGGCCAUGGACCCGGUGUACGUGUGGAUCCUGUCGACGUUCGCGUGCCCCAAGGGCCAGGCCUUCGACAACAUCGUCUACCUGGACGACCCCUCCAGCAUCCUCCUCGUCGACAAGAGCUACUACUCGCAGAUCAUGAAGCGCCACGGCGUGCUGUCCGUGGACCAGGCCCUCGGCGACCACAGCGCCACCGCGUGGAUGGUGAGGUUCCUCGCCACCACCGACUUCUUCCCCUCCAUGUUCAGCUACGCGCUCAACAAGCUCGCCGCGCUCGACGUCCUCACCGGCACCGCCGGCGAGAUCCGGAGUAACUGCCGGAGGACCAACUGACGGAUAUAUGGAUCGAUGUGGCAAUUAAUUGAUACACAAAACUAGGUUAAUUAUUACUACCAGCUGCUGCGGUAAACAGAUCAGAAAGGGGGAAAAAGGAGAAGAGAGAGCUAGCAAUGGAUCGAUGCCUGAGGGAGCAUUGCUGCCAGUGAUAGCACAUGUGGUUUUACCAUAGUUCAUUUGAGUAAAGAUUCAAUUUACUGGAUUAGUAGAAGGAUGAAGGAUCAUUUUUUUUCGUGUCUGUACGCUGAUUCUUUUGUACGUCGCCGGUAUAAAAAUAAAAGUUCCAUGCAUGUACACCACUACUA